UUGUGAUCAAAUUGUGUAGCUCGUGAUCGCAUUAUAUCGUAUAUUGUUGUAUUACAGGAAAAAUGGCAAAAAUAAUGAUGUUAUUUGCAAUCUUUUUGGUCUUGUUUUCCGGAACAAUGGCUGAAUCAUUAUUCAUUUAUGAUGAUUAUUCAUGUGGUUCGUAUGGACAUGAUGUCAAUGAAUUAAUCGAACAAUUUCAACUAUUUAAAAAGAAUGAACACAAUCAAAAUGAAUCAAUUGAAAUUAUUGGCCAUUUUCUUAAAAAAAUAAGAGAAUAUCGUGUCGAGGCGAUUAAAGUGAUGCUUGAAACCGAUCGAAAAUUAUUGACACUCAAUAAUUCACAGAUAAUAUUGAAUAUACAAUAUCAGAAAAAAAAGAUUCGAUGUGAAAACUUGAAACAUUUAUCCGAAUUAUUGACCAUGCACUUAUUGGCUUAUAAACAAGGAAUGUUUGAUUUUGCCGAAGAAAUCGACCCGGAUGUUAAUUUUGAUCGUCAAUUUAAGAAUUUUUUAGACAGAUCAUCUGAAGUAAUGAAUAUUAAUGAAUUUAGCGAAAUAGAAAAGAAAUGGUCAAAUAGUUCAGCGAAAAAACUAUUGAAGAAUGACAUUGAUGGCUUGAUAACAGCGUUAGAUGAUUUGCGAGAAGAUUUUUUGAAAAACAUCAUAUUGCCAGAAUUCGAUGCUCAAUCACGUUAUGAUUUGUAUUUUUCUAUUCAAGAUCAAAUUAAUAUCCGUUCAACAUUGAAAUUGUUUGGUACGAUAAAAAUGUUUAUGAAAGAAUUGUUGGAUGAUUUGAAUCAACCAGAUUUUGAAAUUUUAUAUUAAUAAACUGUAUACGGUAUUUUUUUUCUUUAUAAAUAAAUGGUAUGUUUGUUUCUGAUUAUUGAUUAUUGAGUGACUUGAACAAAUAAAUCUUGGAUUACCAAACAAUCAUAAUAAUUAAGGCA
Dermatophagoides farinae (American house dust mite) is the source of this 946-nucleotide messenger RNA. RefSeq lists its product as uncharacterized. NCBI's taxonomy places the organism in Eukaryota, Metazoa, Arthropoda, Arachnida, Sarcoptiformes, Pyroglyphidae. The record is from RefSeq and is a predicted model, not a curated record.